Molecule: messenger RNA, 2448 nt
Organism: Paraphaeosphaeria sporulosa
Lineage: Eukaryota; Fungi; Ascomycota; Dothideomycetes; Pleosporales; Didymosphaeriaceae
Exons: 1
Coding region: 1-2448 (815 amino acids)
Source: RefSeq, a predicted model, not a curated record
AUGCCUAGGUUGCCAGUGUCUCCAUACUGGUCCGCUAAUCCAAACUUCCCUAUAUUCCUCGAUCCCAAAGACGAUUACCGUGUACAAGGACAGACACCGCCACAUUCGAGACAUGCUCCCGAGUAUAUUUGCCCUACGUGUGAAACAAGCUCGAGAGAUACACCGAUUCAUUGUGUGUCCAAACCGCCCGCACACUCACCUACACCGCCAUCAUACAGCUUGUUGGCACCCCCACCUCAAUCUUCCAGACACCUAGCCGUACCCAUUCUCACCGUUGAGACGCCUCGCCACCGGUCGAAACCUCAGGCCCCCAACCGAUCCCUCCAGUUUGACCCCAAAGGAAGACCCCAUCUACGAUUCCGUCGAAAUGCCUUCUCGCCACACUCCCCAACUGUCACAGAGUCCGACAAGAUCGAUUGGAGGCGAAAAAGUAUAGCUGGACUUGGGAUCGAGGAGGCCCCUUUCAGACCCGAUACAAGUCCAAUAACUCCUGGAAUAGCCGAGAAAAGAGGAGAAGAAAAUGCUGCAGAUGUGCAGCAAGCCUCUAAUUUUGCGCAACGCAUCGAGCAAAGACUGUGGAGGUACAGCGCUUCGCGAAACGUGGUGAAGAGAUGGUUACUAGAGAUCAUCAGUUGGACGCUCAGUGCUGCGUGCAUGGCGGGUGUCAUCGUCAUGUUGUACGUCUAUCAGAAUCGUAGCAUCCCUCGAUGGCCUCUCGGUCUUACUCUGAACGCCUAUAUCUCGGUUCUGGCAAAGAUCGCAUCCGCCGCUCUUUUAUUACCCGUUUCCGAGGCCCUGGGGCAACUUAAAUGGAGUUGGUUUCAAGGUGACAAUUCGAAAAAAAUGUGGGAUUUCGAGAUCUUUGAUAAUGCGUCAAGGGGUCCAUGGGGCUCCCUUCUACUGAUCAUCCGUACAAAGGGCAGGUCACUCGCGGCGCUCGGAGCCUGCGUAACUAUCAUGGCAUUAUGUCUCGAUCCCUUUUUCCAACAAGUCGUAGAGUACCCUGAGAAAUGGCGACUUCAGGACGGCAAAGGUCAAAUUCCGAGAGCGAUUGGGUACGAACCAUUCUAUUCUAGUAUGAGCUUUCAGCAAGGCUUCCAAACUAUGGAGACCGAUCAAUCAAUGGUUGGAGUCGGCUAUCGCUUUUUCUUCGGCAACGGGACACCUCCUAUGACCUUUGGAAAAGGGAUGAGAGCUGAGGUUCCACUGGGAUGUCCAAAUAGCAACUGUACCUGGCCAGAUUAUGAGACAUUCGGUAUCUCAAAUGAAUGCCGCGAUGCAAUUGAUCGCAUGGAGUUCAGAUGCAGCCACGGACCAAUGGACUGGAUCCAAAUGCCUGACGCGGAUCCCGACGCUGUCGAGGACUAUACCUUCCCGAAUGGAACCUCUUGCGGAUGGUGGCUUAAAGCAGACAAGCCACUUCUCAUGACAGGGUACAACGUAGACCGAAGAUCGAACCAUUCUGGAGAAAUUCUUUUGCAACGCGCUCAACCUUUAUAUGACUUAUUUUCCCGAGAAUUCAUGCCAGGGUAUACACCUCUGCUCAACAACAGUCGAAAUCCAUUGGCACACGUUAUCAUCGUUUCCGGUGAGGAAGCAGAGUCAGUGCACCGGAACGCAACCCCAUCAGCCCAGGAGUGUAUACUAUCAUGGUCCGCUCAGACCAUGCAGUCGACUUACACCGCGGGCGGAUAUAUCGAAAAGAUAACUAGAGCAUUCGUGAAUACAUCCGUAGGAGAAUCGCACUGGCUAACGACAGUGAUUCCGAAUGACAACAAUCAGAUGAUCCUCUACGACUACGUAUACCUGGAAAAUAUCACCUUAAUCACCGAGAAUAACACCUACUUCAUCGACAACAACACUCAUAAUGCCAUGGUAGCUCUGUUCGAUGAUGUGUUUCCCUCUACCUACACGAUCCUUAGCGACGACAAGGACGCCCAGCCAAUGAUGCGAUGGAAAUGGUGGAAGACCAUCACUCCUUACACCCGGAGAAUGAUCUACAAUCCCUGGCUGUACAGAAAUGUCACGAUGCACAUGGAUCGCAUGGCUUCAGCAAUGACAAACAUGAUGCGAUCAGCUCCAAGCGAUACAGAAACAGUGGAAGGCAUGGCGUACGACCUCGAGAGUUUUGUGGAUGUACGAUGGGUCUGGUUGUCGCUUCCACUCGGGCUACUCGCCUUUACUGGUAUCUUCUUGCUUGCGACCAUUUUCCGAAGCUCAAGAGAGCAUGACCGCGGUCAAGUCGGCGUCUGGAAGACGUCAGCCAUAGCUACACUCCUUUACGGUCUACCUGAUGAUAUGUCAAAGAAGAUGACUUCGACGAAAGCCGACGAAACGCCACGAGCGAAGGCUAAGGAGGUCAAAGUGAAGUGGGUUCCUAUAGGUGGCUGGAGGUUCUCGGGCAACAGUAUACCCCCUUCUUUCAAAGGUAGCCCUUCAUCUUCAUAG